AUGAAGGAGAUCAACGAAAUGCGACACGAGUUUUGGAAGGCAAAGACACUGGUAGAAAGAGCCGUUAAUGUGGUGGAUGCAGCAAAUGCCCAGUUGGCAUUGGGAGGAAUGUAUGUGUCUAAAUCACAGACACAACUUCUAGCACGGGAGGAAUUGGAAAAGUCAAAAGAGAAAGAGGAAGGUGGACGUAUCAAGGGAACGUUCGGCCGCGUUGUGACACAUGAAGGUUUUCUGAGGGAUCAAGCUGAGCACACUCAAUGGAGGCUGGAUGAGGCCGAGCUGGAGAAGCUGAAGGAGGAGGCCAAGGAGGGAUGGAGAAAGUUCAAUGAGACACAGAAAGCAGAGGUGGCGAAAUGGCGAGAGGAAAAAGCGCGCUUAGUUGCGCUCAAACAAAGAGUGCCGGCAAAGCCAUCGGAAAUCCGAAUGAGGGGUUGGAUGGCUCAGAAUUAUCCACAGCUCCAGCAGAACAAGCCCCCUGCAAUGCUGGAGGUGCCAGGGUGUGCUGAACAAGUGGCUGAUGGGGUCAGCGGGGGUCCAACAUGA
Messenger RNA from Cantharellus anzutake, 543 nucleotides. RefSeq lists its product as uncharacterized. NCBI's taxonomy places the organism in Eukaryota, Fungi, Basidiomycota, Agaricomycetes, Cantharellales, Hydnaceae. The transcript has a single exon. The record is from RefSeq and is a predicted model, not a curated record. Bases 1 to 543 code for a protein of 180 amino acids.